CACGAAUGUGAAUCACGAAUGGUGAGCGAGGUCGUUGUGCGAUUGAGUGAGCGCAGCUGAUGGUCAAGACUCACGACUCACGACUCACGACUCACGACUCACGACUCACGACUCGCACAUACAUGCACACCCUGCCUCGUCCCCCCCCGCGACACUCCGUCGUGUCAAGCCUUUGCGCCAUCAUCCUCGCCCCUUGUCUUCUCCUCGCCAUCAAGACCGAGCAGGCAUUCACUUCUCAUCACAAAGGCAGCCCGACCACUGCCCUUCCCGCACCAUGUCAGCAGCAGCAGCAGCAGCAGCGGUGGGAGCUUCGAGCAAACGUCGAGCUCGUUCAUCCAGCCAUUCAUCUUCCUCUUCCUCUUCCUCUAGCGACAUCGACUUUAUCAACGUCUCUUUCGACUUUACAUCCCCCACCGACAUCGAUUUCCACUCUAUCAAGCGUCAAUUGCAGCAACUAUUCUACACCUACUCGACGCGCGAUGAGCAAUUGGAUCUUGGAAAAGUGGCGGAUCAUGUGAUUGGCUUGGCUGCGUCGAGUGGAGUGGGAACAGUGGUGAAGGUGGAUCAAGAAGAUGAUAGCGAUCCUUAUGCUUUUGUGAGCUUGGUCGAUCUAAAAGACACCUCCUCCGCAGCUUCUCAGACGCUGCACAACUUCUUCUCUGCAAGACUCGCCUCCAAGUCCGUCGGCUCCAGCUCUAGCGCCUCGCAAGCCAUCUCCGACGUUCUGUCGUCCAGCAACACUGCCCAUCGACCGUAUUUGGUCCUGCACGAGAGGAUGGUGAACCUGCCUGCUCAGAUAGCCACUCCGCUCUAUCGUAUCCUGGCACAAGAAAUCGAAAGUCAAUUGGCACAGAAACCCACCCACCUGAUCUUCUUUGCUCGCAUAUUUAGCGCCGCAGCCUUCAGCUCCGACGAAGAAUCGGCAUCCGAAAACGGUGCAUCUUCCACGAAGCAACAGCAACAAAAGAAGAAACGAAGAAGAGGAACAAAGACGAAGACCUCAUCAUCGUCAUCGGCUGCUGAUGCGCUCCGAAGAUUGCAAUCUGGUGCAGCACCGAUAGGAGGCGGUGCGAAUGGGAAGGAUCAAACAUCGAUGGGCGCGGCCGGCUCGGAUCAUCACGCUUUUCAUCCCGAGGACGAAUUCAUACUCAAGCACGCUACAGCCGCUCACAUUUUCCGCUUUCCACCUCCAAAGGAUGCGGCGGAUACGUACGAAGCGCCAAUGUAUGGACGCAUGCUGCUGGUAGAGUACGCCAAGCUACCUGUCCUCCUGCAAGAUCUGGAACAGGCUUUCGGUCAGCCUGCUGCUGCUGCUUGAGGGGCGUCUAGCUUAGCACUCCAAGACUCUUUCUCCUUCCAACUUGGCGCCAAAAGUUCAGGAUCAGCAGGUAUCUGCUUGAAAGGGUGCGGCUUGCUCAUCACACCCAAAGCCUGCCUCCCAAUCCCCCUUUCAUGUAAACACCGAGCCGGCUCAGAGCUUGUGAUUGAUCAGAUCAGAUCUGGCAUCUUGUUCGACGUAUAUUUGGUCAUGGUCAAGCAGACGAGACGGCUUUGGGCGAACGGAGGUACGCAACCUCCAACGCGAGGACAACAGCUGAACUGCACGUCCUCCACCCUGAGCGCACACGCAACAUCACUUUCGCUCUUUUCCCCCUGUGCUUUCACGUACUGGAGCGUUGAAUUCAAUCCACUCCGAUUCGAUUCCCUUGCCUCAUCAAUGCCUCUGCAGACAAUAGCAUCAUCAUCACCC
Ceraceosorus guamensis is the source of this 1750-nucleotide messenger RNA. RefSeq lists its product as hypothetical. Lineage: Eukaryota; Fungi; Basidiomycota; Exobasidiomycetes; Ceraceosorales; Ceraceosoraceae. Gene Ontology annotation, cellular component: nucleus. The record is from RefSeq and is a predicted model, not a curated record. Bases 275 to 1318 code for a protein of 347 amino acids. The transcript has 4 exons.